Bacillus rossius redtenbacheri is the source of this 2098-nucleotide messenger RNA. RefSeq names its product lambda-crystallin homolog (gene Had1). Lineage: Eukaryota; Metazoa; Arthropoda; Insecta; Phasmatodea; Bacillidae. Gene Ontology annotation, molecular function: NAD+ binding; L-gulonate 3-dehydrogenase activity. The transcript has 6 exons. The record is from RefSeq and is a predicted model, not a curated record. Gene Ontology annotation, biological process: fatty acid metabolic process. Bases 320 to 1273 code for a protein of 317 amino acids.
CUCCGCGUUUUCGUUCUUCCGAAUCUUUCAAGGUACCGGCUCUCAAAGAGCCGGUUCUUUACAUCGCGAACGAAUCUAAAGAUUUCGUUCUCUCAAAGAUUCGUUAUUUUUGAACGAAUCGGUCACGAACGACCCAUCACUAGCGCCCUUGCGCCGCAGUGAAAAACAAGUCCAAAGCGUGUGCAUGUCACGUCAGCACUCGGAGGAAGUAGGGCAUUGUAUAUACUACGUGGAGAAUUAAGGCAUACUAGUGAGAAGUUGACCUAGGGUUUAAACGUUUUAAAAGCUGAUUUAACCUUUUUAGUGUACAUAAGUGAAAAUGGCAACUAGUAAAAAUGAAAAAAUUGGUAUUAUUGGAAGCGGCCUGAUCGGACGCAGCUGGUCGAUGCUGUUUGCGAGCGUGGGCUACCAGGUGUGCCUGUACGACGUGGAGGCGGCGCAGGUGACGGCGGCGCUGGAGGACGUCGAGGAGCAGUUGAAGUCCCUGGAGAGGGAGAAGCUGCUGCGGGGCAAGCUGACGGCCGCUCAGCAGUUCGCGCUGAUCAAAGGCACGAGCAGCUUGGCACAGUGCGCGAAGGGAGCCGCGCUCGUGCAGGAGUGCGUGCCGGAGAACCUGGCGCUCAAGCGCAAGGUGUUCGCGGAGCUGGACGCCGUGGUCGACGGAUCGACCAUCCUGUCCAGCUCGACCAGCACGUUCCUGCCGUCGCUGUUCAGCGAGGGCCUGAAGAACCGCAGCCAGGUGGUCGUCUCCCACCCGGUGAACCCUCCGUACUACGUGCCGCUGGUGGAGCUGGUGGGGGCGCCCUGGACCGACCCAGCGGUGGUCACCCGCACACGCAGCAUCAUGAAGGAGAUCGGCCAGGUGCCGGUGCACCUCAAGAAGGAGGUGGAAGGGUUUGCGGUCAACAGGAUCCAGUACGCCAUCCUCAACACAGUGUUCCACCUCGUGGCGGACGACAUCCUGAGUGUCGAGGACGUGGACAACGUCAUGAGCGAGGGACUCGGCAUGCGCUACGCCUUCCUCGGCCCGCUCGAGACGGCGCACCUCAACGCUGAAGGCAUGAGGAACUACUGCGAGCGCUACGCCAGCACCAUGCACGCGGUGAGCCAGACCUUCAAGCCGGCGCCCCGCUUCGAGGGCCCGGUGGUCGAGGAGAUGGCGCGCCAGCUCGAGCGCAAGGUGCCGCUGGACGGGCUGGCGGCGCGGCGCGCCUGGCGCGACGACUGCCUCACCAAGCUGUCCGUGCUGAAGCGCCAGACCGGCGGCCAGUGAGCCCGCUGCCGCUGGCCCCGGCUUAGCCACGGUCCUGGGAAACUACAUACAUACUUAGUAACUGAUGUAUCGCGCGGUCUCGAAACAAUUCCCCCCUGGUGCAGCAUACUGAAGCUACCAAGUACCGGCGUGCAGGGGCGUAGCCCGGGGGGAGGGGGUGGGGGUUAGGGGUUCAAACCCUCCCCUUAGCACCAAAUCUUUAAUUAAUUUCUUAUUCGUCACUCAAACAAAUUUCAUAUUAAAAUUAAUAAAAUUUUUACCAUUACAAUAUUUAAAUUUAAGAACCGAAAACUGCUAAAAUAGCACUAUUUUACACCUUAAAAUCCAAAUUUUCCCGGGGGAGGACCCCCAGACCCACCGCUUUAAUACGGGGGAGGGGGAGGGCAUGCUUCUUAACACCCACCGUACACAAAUCCUGGCUACGCCACUGCCGGUGUGACCUGGAAAGGAAUGGCCGUCCCAGUCCUACAAUACGUGCCUCUGGCUGAGCAGAUUCUCUCGAGCGCCUGUGCCAAAUGUACGUAGUUUCACAUCAUUAGAAUUGGCUCCACACAAACCAAGAAACAGCAUCAGUCUCGCCAUAAAGCGUUAAUCACGCUAAUAUUCACAUGAAGUCGAGUUCCACCCAGACGCAGUGGGUGGCAACACCAGGACAACAUAACAGCUUGCAUUUUGGAAAUAAGCAUAAAACAUUAUAUAUGUAUAUGUAUGUGAUUUUUGUAAUGUGUGCCUUUUGAUUUUAGUAUGGAAAAUGUGAUAUUUUUUAAUGGAUUUUUAGGUGAUUUUUAAAGGUAUUUGUGUUUAAUAAAGCAAUAAAAGUUGUAA